Molecule: messenger RNA, 3517 nt
Organism: Glycine soja
Lineage: Eukaryota; Viridiplantae; Streptophyta; Magnoliopsida; Fabales; Fabaceae
Product: probable serine/threonine-protein kinase SIS8
Exons: 13
Coding region: 232-3033 (933 amino acids)
Biological process (GO): protein phosphorylation
Molecular function (GO): ATP binding; protein kinase activity
Source: RefSeq, a predicted model, not a curated record
CAUGCUAAAUAGUUCUUACAUAUAACAGAACAUGAUUGCGUCAAAAGUUUAAUUAAUUAGUUAAUUUCGAAAUAAAAAAGAAAAGAGAGGAACAGAAAGUGGAGGGAAUGAAAUGAAACCCUGAAGAAGGAACGGUUUAAGGCCAAAACGCGAAACGCAAACGCAAAAAGCACGAAAUAGAAGCGAUUAAGCGAAUCUCAAUCUGCAUCAUCGAUUAACGGUCGAUGAUCGAUGCCAAAGAUGAAGCACCUGCUCAGAAAGCUUCACAUCGGUGGUGGCGCUGCCACCAUUAACCCUAGCACCAAUCACAACGCAUUGUCGUCGCACGCUCACAAUCACACUCCCUCUCCCUCCACUUCCACGCUCCCUUCCCCCACCGUCGUUUCGGAUCGGAGCCCCGUCUCCGUCGAGGCCCAAAACGAAGUCGCCGAUUUCAAUUUGUUGCAGGAGGAGGAGUUUCAGAUGCAACUCGCGCUCGCAAUCAGCGCCUCCGACUCCGAUCGCCGCGACACCGCCGAAUCCGCGCAGAUCGACGCCGCCAAACAGAUCAGCCUCGGUUACUCUGCUUCCCUCACUGACACUCAUGCCCUAGUUCAGUUUCAAUCCCUUCGAUAUUGGAACUACAAUGUGAUUGGCUAUGAUGAGAAAGUGAUGGAUGGGUUUUAUGAUGUUUAUGGAGUUACCUCGAAUUUGGUUGAGCGGGGGAAGAUGCCGUUGUUGUUGGAUCUGCAGACGGCUUCUGUCUUCGGAGAUGUUGAUUGUGAGGUGAUUUUGGUGAACCAUGUGGUUGAUCUUGAGCUCAAUCAUCUUGAGAGGAAGGCGUGUAGUUUGGUCGAGGAGUGUUGUGUUUCUGAACUGGGACUGGUUUUGAGUGGCUUGCUUCAGAAGCUUGCAGAUGCUGUUGUUAAUAGAAUGGGUGGACCGGUUGUUAAUGCUGAGAAACUUACAAAGAGGUGGGCUAUGAGGAGUCGUGAGUUACGGGAUUCUAUGCAGACCAUUGUUCUUCCCCUUGGCUGUCUUGAUGUCGGACUUUCACGUCACCGAGCCCUACUUUUUAAGGUACUUGCUGAUAGGAUUAACGUUCCCUGCAAGCUGGUAAAAGGGAGCUAUUAUACUGGAACUGAUGAUGGGGCUGUGAAUUUGAUUAAAGCAGAUGAUGGAAGUGAAUACAUUAUUGAUAUGAUGGGUGCUCCUGGCACUCUUAUACCUGCUGAGGUACCCAGCAGCCAGCUCGGAAACAACAGUUUUGCUGUUAGGGGUUGUUCAGAGGUUGUAGUACUACCAAACAAGACACAUUCAAUGGUAGAUGAUGGAACUGGUGUUCUGGGAGUCUUUUCUGAUCGUGGUAGAAUUUCAACAAUGGAAAGGGUCCAGACAGAAGAAUUAUUAGUUAUGGGCAGUCAAACAAAGCCAGAUGAAAAAAAUAUUUUUAAAGUAAACGAGACAAGGAGAUUUGAACAUACAGAAUCAUAUGAAUGCUCAUCUCAUACAGAACCAUCACCUGCAGAGAAUAUGCGUGUAAAAAAUGUCUCUAAGUAUGUUCUCAGUGCAGCAAAGGACCCAGAAUUUGCCCAAAAACUGCAUAAUGUUCUAGUAGAGAGUGGUGCCUUACCUCCUCCUGAUCUUUUUUCAGAUAUCAAUCCCCAAGAUAGGGGUGUAGAUAAAGUAAAUGAAAACAUUGUUGGUUCUGUUCAAGCGGACACAAAUAGAUUGUUAUUAAGCUAUGAAAAGUCUCUCAUACCCUCAUAUGGGGUGGGCUCUGCCAGCGAUGCUAAGUUAUGUCAACCAGCUGACUGGUUAGCUGAACAGCAAAAAGAAUUGCAUACAAAUGUUGAAUUUUACAAUUUUGCACAGGGUGGUAAUACAAGGAAUGGGUUUGUAAAUGUUUCUGAUAGAGAUUAUGACAUAGAGCAAUCUAAUGCAAUGAGUGUUGUUUUGGCUUCUAUCCAUUCACAUAAGAUAUGUAAAGAAAAGCGUCCUGAAUCUUCCUUACCCAAGGCAGCUCUUUCCUGCAAAAUGCAUAAUGGGGCUGACUGUUUCUGUGAAGAUGAUGAAAAUGGUUCUAGAAACAAUGUUGAAGCUUCUUUUAAUAAUAGUGAAUUAGGGAGAGAUUCAGCUGUUCAAAUAAAUGAGAUGGGGGUCAAUGGAGAUUGUUAUGAUGGUAGAAACAAGGAAGUUAACCCAGUUCUUGGUGAAAGCUCAGAAUGGGAAAUUCAAUGGGAGGAUCUUGAUAUUGGUGAGCGUAUUGGUAUUGGUUCUUAUGGUGAAGUUUAUCGUGCCGAUUGUAAUGGCACUGAAGUUGCUGUAAAGAAGUUUCUGGACCAAGAUUUCUCUGGUGAUGCACUAGCUCAAUUCAAAUCCGAAGUUGAGAUCAUGUUAAGGCUGCGGCAUCCGAAUGUCGUGCUCUUCAUGGGAGCUAUUACUCGCUCCCCACAUUUCUCUAUCUUGACAGAGUUUCUUCCAAGAGGCAGUUUAUAUAGGCUAUUACAUCGACCCAAUCUUCGACUUGAUGAGAAGAAACGGUUGCGCAUGGCUCUAGAUGUGGCCAAGGGAAUGAAUUACUUGCACACAAGCCAUCCUCCCAUUGUCCACCGAGAUUUAAAGUCUCCAAAUCUUCUUGUUGACAGGCAUUGGGCUGUUAAGGUCUGUGAUUUUGGUCUGUCACGAAUGAAGCACCAUACAUAUUUGUCAUCCAAAUCCUGUGCUGGAACGCCGGAGUGGAUGGCGCCAGAAGUCUUGAGAAAUGAACCAGCCAAUGAGAAGUGUGAUGUGUAUAGUUUUGGUGUGAUCUUGUGGGAGUUAACUACCACAAGAAUUCCCUGGCAAGGUUUGAACCCAAUGCAGGUUGUUGGAGCUGUUGGAUUUCAAAAUAAACGGCUUGAAAUUCCAGAAGAUGUCAAUCCAGUAGUAGCACAGAUAAUACGUGAUUGCUGGCAAACGGAGCCACACUUGCGGCCAUCAUUCUCACAACUGAUGUCUCGUCUUUACCGUCUUCAAAAUUUGAUUGUCCCAAAAACGGGUGCAACACAUUAAACCAAGUUGUCUAUAACAUAGCUACUGUAAUAAUACUGAAAGUUGUUCCUUGGUUCAAAGAACCGGAACGGCUAAAGUUUUUUUUUUUUAGUCCAUCUUGACAUAUCAAGAUAUUGCUGAACUGGUAAGUGUCAGGUACAUUCAAAGUUGGGACUGGACACAACCCAUUCAGAAAAGAGCAAGGUCCCUCCCCAAUAUCUGCAUAAGUGCAGUGGAGGUUUAGUUGGAGUAGGUACAAAAUGAAGAAUCCCCAGAGGGAAGAAAAGCAAGAAACAAAAAGGAAAAAAAAAAGUACAAAAUUAUUCUUUGUCUGUAGAGGUCUUAUUCGGAAUUGUAAACAUCGGAUCUCUCAGGUUCUCAUGCAAAUGUAAAAAGAAGAAAAAGAAACAAAAAAAAACAGUAUGUAUUUCCCAUUACUCAGCUUGAGUUUUUCUUGAGCAAGUGUACUUUUUAGCUGAUAUGAUCAUUAUCUCUUGAAGGGUAA